GUCGCAAUCUGUGACGUCAGAUUUAAGCGCCACGGUGGAUCAUGAUGGCGACUGCCCAAACCACUCAAGAGAAAGAAAAUGAAGAUUGGUCUUUAUUACCUUUGGUUCACGAUAUUAUAAAAUGCAUGGACAAGGAUAGUCAGGAUGUCCACCAGGAAUUGGCCAAGCUAAAGUCCAAGAUCCAGGAGGCACGGGAGCAGAUCUCCAACAUGCCCGGUAUCGACUGCAGCCCACAGGAGCAGCAGCAGCAACUCUGCACACUACGAGAGCAAGUGCGCACAAAGAAUCAACUACUGCACAAGUAUAAAGGUCUAUGUAUGUUUGAUGUGCCCAAAGCAUCAUGAUGUAUAAAUAUAUUUAAGAGACUGUGGUUCACAUGACACGCAACAUCUUCGCCAGUUUUAUUCAACAACUGGAUUAUGGUCACGUGGAUAUAUUCCAUUUUUUCAUGGAUUUGGUAGCAGAUUAUUCUUUUCGACUCCUAUCAUUUUUGAGUUGAGUCAAUGUUGAGUUUAAGUGGCAUUUCUGCUCAUUUGCACCUAAAUCCCACACGCAUCCUCUCACUUCUAGAUAAUGGACUUAAUGUUUAUAAUGAAGAAGAGACAAAAAGACACAUUUACCCAACACAUUUUUGGGAGUGACCUUUAACGCCAACAUUGAAAGUUAAAGAGAUAUUGAAUACUUUGUUUAUUAGUUGCUAAGUGCUGGCACAAUAUCCUUCUAUCGAAACAGAGACUUAGACUUGGCAUGUGUUUGAAAAGUAUGAUUUUUCACAUUUCUAGCUAGAACAUAAGGUUUGUGUUUGAAAAAGACAUUUUUUUUACAGAUGUUUCAUUUUGUUGUUGCCUUUCCUUGUAUUGGAUUUUAUAAUAAAUGUUCUAUUCUAUUUGGUUUUACACACAGUGAAUAUUGAAAUGGUUAAUACUCCGAUAGCGCUGGACAGGUGGUGAAAAUGUGAUUGAGAUCUUAAUUUAAUUGUGUAGUGUGUUGUGCUUGGUAGAUUUUAUUUCAGUUUUCAAGUGAUGAUCAAUUGUUUAUCAAAUCAAUUAUCCAACUCUUUUAGUGACAAUACAUUAAUUACAUUUCCCACCAUUUGUAAAUAAGAGUAAAUAAAGGUUUUUGUUUUCUUUUGUAUUUUAUUUUCUCUGUACAAAAGUUGUAGACAAUAAAUACAUACAAUUC
Molecule: messenger RNA, 1182 nt
Organism: Periophthalmus magnuspinnatus
Lineage: Eukaryota; Metazoa; Chordata; Actinopteri; Gobiiformes; Gobiidae
Gene: med9
Product: mediator complex subunit 9
Exons: 2
Coding region: 42-344 (100 amino acids)
Biological process (GO): regulation of transcription by RNA polymerase II
Cellular component (GO): mediator complex
Molecular function (GO): transcription coregulator activity
Source: RefSeq, a predicted model, not a curated record